This is a messenger RNA of Sphenostylis stenocarpa, 597 nucleotides long. Lineage: Eukaryota; Viridiplantae; Streptophyta; Magnoliopsida; Fabales; Fabaceae. The record is from the annotation of a GenBank genome assembly.
AUGAAUGAAGAUGAGAAAAGCAAAAGGGUUGCUUGGAAGCAGAUAGAGAGCAUUUCAGAAAUCAAAAUGAAAGUUGGGUUAAAAAGUACCAAAGCUCGAAGCUUUUGCAUGGUCUCGGUUGCCUCGCUCUUUGCCAUGUUUUUAGUGAGGGAUGUGGUAAUUCACAGGGAAGGUGAGAGAGAUGGUGGCAUUGCAGAGAUGUUUUUCUCCAAAGGAAACAGAACAUUGAUAACCUCAAGGAAGCUGCUGCAAUCUUCUGAUGAAGGGGACAUGAACCAUAUAGGCAUGGCGUGCUCAAAGGACGACAUAGUGGUAUAUCAAGGGGAAUUGCCUCCUCUUCCCAGUGGGAUUCCGUCGUACACAGUUCAAAUAAUGAACAUGUGCGCCAGUGAUUGCGACAUAGCAAAUAUACGCCUUCGUUGUGGGUGGUUCAGCUCAGCACGUUUGAUAAACCCCAAAGUGUUUCGUAGAGUUGGAUACGAUGAUUGCCUCGUCAAUGAUGGGAAAGCCCUUGACUCAGGAAAAACCAUCUCCUUUCAGUAUGCCAACACUUUUCGCUACCCUCUCUCCGUUUCAUCUGUUGUUUGCUCCACAUGA